Nannospalax galili (Upper Galilee mountains blind mole rat) is the source of this 5966-nucleotide messenger RNA. It is a transcript of the gene St3gal1, whose product is annotated as ST3 beta-galactoside alpha-2,3-sialyltransferase 1. Bases 1446 to 2468 code for a protein of 340 amino acids. The record is from RefSeq and is a predicted model, not a curated record. The transcript has 10 exons. NCBI's taxonomy places the organism in Eukaryota, Metazoa, Chordata, Mammalia, Rodentia, Spalacidae. Gene Ontology annotation, molecular function: beta-galactoside (CMP) alpha-2,3-sialyltransferase activity.
GAAGGUGUUACUGAGGCCGCUCCCAUCCUCACCCCGCCUCCCGCUUCCCGGCGCUACCCUCCGCCGGCGGAGCCCACUAUGCCAGACACUUUCGACACUUUGCAAAGACAAAGAGCCCUCGACCGGAGGAAGGAGAGAGAGGAGGAAGGAGAGGAGGACGCAGAGGAGGACCGGGAGAUGUGAGCUGGCCUGGACCCCAGGCACCGAGAAGGAGACACGUUGAGAGAGUCCUCUUCCCACGGCGACCCCCACGGUCAUGGGGAGAGGAUCUGGGAGGAGACUUGGACUCGGGGGCUCUCGACUCUUUGGCGCGCACCGGAGUAGCCGCCCGGAACUCUGCGGGGAGCCUAAGGCUAUCGCGGACACCAGUCCCCGGAGCGGCCGCGGUGACAUUGCGCCCGGCACCAUGGUGGAUCUCCCUAGCCCGGGCAGCGGGUAGGAGACUCCAUGGAGCGCGGAUCUCCAGCAUUCUCCAGAGGAGCCGAGGCUGGGACACCGUGGGGACGCUUGGAGGCCGCUGGUGAUCUAGACCAGAGGUGGUGGGACAUUCUCCGGAUGGAGUCUCCCAAUCCUCUGUGAGCAAGCGCAGACCUGGGAGGAGGCUAUUGGCCCCCUGGACGCCUCCAAGCCCACGUUGCUCUAGAUCCUGGGGAGAAGUUGGUGCUCGGAACCGGACAACUGGAUGAGACUUGACUUUCCUGGAUUGGAAAUGGCACCAAGAGGCAAUUUGUACCUACCAGGAUUGUGCUGAGUGGUACUGCAGGACAGUUGCAUCUUGGGCCAGAGGUGGACAGUGGCUCAGCCUCCUAAGAUGAAGAGACUGAGACUCAGAGUAGAGGUUAAGGAACUCCACUGAAGUCUCGUAGCAGAUGAUAGGUAACCUCUGCACUUUCCUGGCUUCCUGAAGAUGCCGUUUACCCUGUCCUCAAUCUCUGGGGACAGCCUGAAAGAGACAAAGCUCUAGUUAAGAAUUGUCCACGCAGCAUCCCUAGAUCCUGUACCUUUCCCUAGCUUCUCCUGAGUCUCCACCCCUGGUUGUCCCCAGACCUUCCAAGGAUUACCUAACUACUCCUGAUGCCCUUUGAGUGGAAGAGGACAUCACUGUUCUAAGGCUUCAUUGACGUGCCAUCAAGUCACAUUCUCGACUUUGCUCAGGGUUGCCGAAAAGGUAGACCACGAUAAUUACCAAAAGGUAAACUACAGAGCCAAGACAACUCACCACAGGCAGACCUCGGGUACCACAUAGGGAUGCCCAGAACACAGGCCUGGAACGCUUCUCCGAGGGGUAAAGUUGGCCACAGCUGUCCUUGAGGUCUCCCUGCAGAUCCCCAGCCCCUCUGCCAGCACUUGCAUCUCUGGGAUUUCCCUCGUGUUUCCUCUGGACUCUAGGUAGGAUCUCUUCUCAUCUACCCUCCUGUCUGCGGAGGUCCCAGCAGAGAGCAGAGAUGGUGAACUUGAGGAAGAAGAUUGUCAAGUGGCUCACCUUCCUCCUGCUCUUUGUCUUCCUCACCUCCUGCUUCCUGAACUACUCCAACAGCGGUGUGCCCAUCACCUGGUUCCCCAAGCAGAUGGUCCUGGAGCUCUCAGAGAACUUCCAGAAGCUCAUCAAACAACGGCCGUGCACUUGCACACACUGCAUCAGCCAGAGCAAAGUCUCAUCCUGGUUCGACCAGCGAUUCAACCAGACCAUGCAACCGCUGCUGACUGCCAGCAAUGCCAUGAUGGAGGAAGACACGUACCAGUGGUGGCUGAGGCUCCAGAGGGAGAGGAAACCCAACAACUUGAGCGACAUCGUCAAGGAACUGUUUAGCUUGGUGCCUGGGAACGUGGACCCUGUGCUGGACAAGAGGUCGGUGGGCUGCCGGCGCUGUGCUGUCGUGGGCAACUCAGGCAACCUGCGGGCAUCCUCGUAUGGGUCUGACAUAGACAGCCAUGACUUUGUGCUGAGGAUGAACAGAGCACCCACAGUGGGCUUUGAGGCAGACGUUGGGAGCAGGACCACCCACCAUCUGGUAUAUCCUGAGAGCUUCCGGGAGCUGGGGGAGAAUGUCAACAUGGUCCUGGUCCCCUUCAAGACCACCGACCUGCAGUGGGUGAUCAGUGCCACCACCACGGGCACCAUCACACACACCUACGUCCCUGUGCCCCCGAAGAUCAAAGUGAAACAGGAGAAGAUCCUGAUCUACCACCCAGCCUUCAUCAAGUAUGUCUUUGACAACUGGCUCCAAGGCCAUGGGCGGUACCCGUCCACUGGCAUCCUCUCGGUCAUCUUCUCCAUGCACGUCUGUGAUGAGGUGGACUUGUAUGGCUUCGGGGCAGACAGCAAAGGGAAUUGGCAUCAUUACUGGGAAAACAACCCAUCAGCGGGUGCAUUCCGAAAGACCGGGGUUCAUGAUGGCGACUUCGAAUCCAAUGUCACAACCACCUUGGCAUCCAUCAACAAAAUCCGCAUCUUCAAGGGGAGAUGACGCUGUGACCCAUUAAGAAGGCUCGCACCAUAUCACAGCUCUCAGCCUGCAACCCCAGCAUCCCACUGGAGCCUGUGUAUUCUGGAAGCGUCCAGAGAUGACCUUGGGGUGUUACUAGGCUCACUUGAAGCCUCUUGCACCCCCAUUUUUGGCAGCAUCUACUCAGCAAGGUCUCCUGACUCUCCUAGGAUGCAAAGCAAGUCUUAGGCCUGCCUCAGGUGGGAGGAGUUCCCCACUGCUGUCCCCUAGCUGGGGGAAGGUGGGCAGAUGCUGGGAAAGGGCCAGCCUCCAAACAGUUAUUUUUGGCUUCUGGGUGGGAGGGAGCGAAUCCUGAGGAUUCCUGUUUUGUAGAGGCAGGCAUUUCCAGAGAAGUCUUUCAGAUGCUGCUGCUGCCUUUUGGCCUCAUGCUCACACUCUGACUGGAGAAUUCGAGACCGUUAUCUAUCUCUAGAGCAGAGCCAUACUGAGCCACACCAGCACUGGGGCAAGAUGCUGUCCUCCUUUGCACGAAGCCUGGCCUCUUACUUGGAGUGAAAACCUGUUGUCCCUCUCUUCCCAAAGCUUACUAGUGAUGGCUGGGCAAAGCUUCUGACCCCAAAGGUCUUCCUAGAAACCUGACCACCUGUUUCUGUCAGGAGAAAAACCUUAAUCACCCCUCCAUGUGAUCAACCUUCAUGGCGAUACUGAUGGCUGUGAGCGGGUCUGACUACUUCCACGUGCCUUUGUACUUGAGGGAGAAAUGCAUGUGUUGUCUGACAUGAAGGAAAAUCCCCAACUCGAGAAAGGGGACCUCCACCAGCACCCUGCUUUGCUUCAUAGUGCAGAACCUCUUCUCAGAGGCCACCCGGAGCAUGUCAGGCCACCCAGUGCAUGUCAGGCAUGGGAUGCCCAGUCAUAUUUCCUUGAAAUGUUGGCUUCAGUGUCCUUGACCUUCCAAGGCUGCACAGGGGCCCUUGACAACCAGCAACACCCCCUGGGGCCUGAGUGCUGGGCCAAGUCCCUGGCUGCCACCUUCCUGGUGCCCUUGAGGGACAGGGUGGGGACAUCCUAGGACCGUAACUGGCACGUACCUCCUCUCCUCACCCCUGUCUGCUCUCCCUUCCUCCCUCUACAGGCUUCCUGAUUAUUUAUUGAUUGAUGGAUUCCGCUGACCCUUUGUUCACUCUCCCUGUGCUGCUCCUGGUGUUUUUGCUACAUUUCUGCUUUGCCUGGCAAGUGGGGGGCAGGAGCAGAAGGGAAGCCUCUGGGCACCCUUGAUGCUGGUGUUGGGGAAUCUGGGCUGGAGGCUUGCCUGUGGUGCUGAUGGUCCUCUGUAGGACGGGAGCUGUAGAACCCACCUGUCUUCUUUCUCACUGCAGGACCGACUCACUCAGGCUAGGGCCUCCCGCCUCACUGAUAACUUCUUUGUCAGGGAAUUAGGACAAGAAUGAACAGGCCAUGGGUGGUGACUGUCACUUCAUUACAGAUGUUCAGUGAGAGAAACCUCUGUUCUUGCUGAAAGCAUUUCCUAAAGGCCACUGCUGCUUCACCGAGCCAUAGAGUGGGAGUGUCGAGGGCCCCGGGAGCUCUCCCCUUGCUCAGGGUCCCCUCUGCAAGUGGGAGGUCAGGAGCCACAUACAGCUUUAAGCUAUUCGUAGACACCCCCAGAAAGGGGACACAAGGCUGACGUUUUCCUGGACUCUGUCAUUAGUGGCUUUGCUGUUGCUUCUGUUUGAUUUUCAGAGAUUCAGAAUCUAGACUUUUGGUGGUUGGGGUUAGGGGGUACCCUGUUUCCAUUUUCAAAUUUCUCCAGACUUAAGACACUUGGCUGCCAAAGGCUGGCAAACCCCUGUGAGGGCUUUGUUCUGGAAAGGUCUCCUCAAAGGCUGGAGGUUCUGAUACUCCCAGUGUGAAGAACCCAGCAGAUGUUUGUGGGUCAGCUGGUCAGUUCCAGGGACAAACCUGAGCUAAGUGGACAUCGGCAUAGGGUCACUGUACCUCCUGGGCUCUACUUUGUGAGAGCAAGUGCCAGAAGUGAGGCCACAGCCAUGUCUAGCUGAAUGCUGCCCAGGAAACUCCUCUGGUCUCCAUCAGCCCCUUCCCUGCUUCCCUUCCCUUUUCUAUCCCUCCCUCUUCCUAUAACCCACAGCCCAUCCCCUAUGUCUCUGGCUUAGCAAUGUGGGCUCUUAACUGAAUAAAAUCCGGCCCAUUGUGACCAGAAUUAAAGGCACCAAUUAGAUUAAGGUAAUUUGGAUCUCUCCCUGGGGUGCAGGUGGCUGAGAACCGGGAGGGGCCUUUCCUAAAAGAAAUCCUGUCCUGGAGUUAGUGGGGAGUAGAGGACCCUACUCCUCCAGGACAAAGGGCUGAACUAGAAACUGCUAAGCCCAGGGGGUCUGGGGAGUAUAGGUAACAUCCUAGCCUGUUUUCCAGCCUGCGAUGAACCUGGUGAUUAGUUUUCCAGAGCUGGCAACAGCCUCCCCUGCCCUCAGUCUCUGUUAGGACAGAGAGAUAAGGAAGGUGGCAUUUGGCUCAUAGGAAGGAUGAAGCAGAGAGGAAAAUCCUUAAGCCAAUGCCUUUAUAUUGCUUUUCUGGCAUCAGACAUCAUCCAACAAACUACAUGUCCUGGGCUAGUGAGACAAGUCCAAUGGGAACAGACACCACAGUCUGAGGAGGGCCCUGAUUGGGAAAAAUACUUUAGGAAAAAGGCCUUUAGAGGGUCUAGAUGGAACCGCAGUUGCCACUGUGGCCACAAGAGGCUGCUAGAGGCCCAUCCUGCCUCCUGGGAAUGCAGCCUCUCUGUCAAGGUGAACAUUGAGAACCCCAGUUGGCUUUACAUGUGCCCUUCAAAGUAGCCCCCCAACAAGCAGGAUGAGAAAGGCCUACUCCAGGGAGGUUCUAAGUGCCCACUGUGCAUCAGAGGACAGGGCCCAGCUGUGUGCCCUCAGCCACCUGCAGGAAUCACAGAAGGAGAAAAUAGAGCACCACAGCAACCAGGCUCAGGACAUAAAAAUCGUCAUUACUCAAACAGCAUGUAGCUCCGCCAGGCCAGGCCAGGCCCCAUGCCUACCUCCACCUCCCUGGGACCCUGUCCCCACCUUCCCAGCAUCUCUGCCUGCUCAGCUUCUACCCUGGUUCCCCCUGCCCUAGGUCUGCCCCAUGGCACCCGCUUUGAUCGUUUAGCUAAAGCCCAAUCUGGACAUUGCUUGCCUCAGUAGGUGGAUGAGGGCUGCUCCUGACCCCCCGGUCCCCCAAACAAUCACAUUAGCCCUUUCCCGAGUCCCCUUCAAAGCCAAAGUUCUUCGAGCACUUUUUUUCCUCCUUUGUUCGUUACCCAUUUAAACUGCUUUCUCUCCCCUUCACCCCAUUUCUCCUGGUUGGUCUGACUGCAUUUUGAAUGACGUUACUGAGUCUGUCUUCCUCAGCCCCUGCUCAGUUUUAUUUAUUAUUGUUGACUAUUUCCAAUGAUCUGAAUCAAAGUGAAUAAAAAGCUAUUUUAUGGUUUGGGUACGUUCAAUGUUC